AUGACCAAUUCGGAAAAUGCAGUAGCGCAGAUCACUCAAUCGACAGGGUCAACCCUGCUGCCGCGUCCAGUCGCAUCAUUGAUAUCCCUGAUAACCCAGUCAACAUCGCUCUCAUUACGCUUGGGGACGUUCUUCGGCGGAGCAGCCAUAGAUGGCGCCCGGGCUACUACGCUCACCAGCCUCGAACUGAGUAGAGCCUUGGUAGAAGGCAUCCUGACCAGGGCAGGGCGAGAUGUCGCGAUCCGAAGUGGCGACGAACAUGGCAGGACAGAAGCAGAGUCGCUGCUUGAGCGAAGUUUGGCCACGCUCCACACAACCGUGACCUCGGCAUCGUUUUUCGCUGCUGCGUCAUUCCAUUUUUCGUCGACAACGUUGUCUUCCAUCUCCCAUCUAUCACAGGCACUCUUGUCAACUCUGGAUGCCAUCCUUGGAUCAACCGAGUCUUCCAGAGCCAUUGCGGCCAUCAUCACGCUCAUUCGGCGUGAAUUCAGAUCUAUCGAGCCCGGUGCGAGUGCCGAGAAGAUCGGCGUUGGAGAUCUCCUUGUUGGGUCUCUGGGAUUCGCGCUCCUGCAGCGAUGGGGAAGAAAGAACACCGAACGUCAUCUGCGCCAGAAUGCCGGGGACGAGGUUGUUUGGGAUGUCGUGAUCUUGGACAACGGUGCAAGAGCAGAUGUGAUCGGCUCUCAUCAGCUGUCUUUUCCAGAUCGUGGGAAUGAGGAACCGCUUGAGCCCGAUAGCGCGUCCUUUGUGAUGCCGGGCAAUGGCGAGGAAGCUUUCGAUGCGAUCCGACGUUCUAGCGUCUCGGAUGCUCUGGAGCGUUGUCGCUCGAUGCCCUUAGAUGAGCAACAGCAGGUCUCUGAUGAAGACGUUCGUGCUUAUAUCAUGAGCCAGCUUCCUCAAGGCUGUCAUGCAUCAAUCAAGUCGGAACUCUUGACCGCGCGAACAAUCACGGUUGAUAUCUAUGAUGACGAUAUGGCCGAGAUUGCAGCACCGCCGGGGACGAAGAUGAUUGAGGAACGAUUUCACCACGAUUAUGAUUCUGGAGAGACGCUCAUGGUGAAUGGUCAACAAAGGUUCCCACGGCAGACUGUGGUGUUUAGGACAGCCUUCAACAAAUCCCAAAGCACUCAGCUGCGGCCUGAUGAUGGCACGGGUAUUGCAAAACUACCUGAUGCCGCUCACCACCGCGUGUCAGUCAACAAGCCACUGCCUGAAAGCCCUAUAAUCCCCCAACAUAGCCGAUCUCGCUCGCAUCCUGACACACAUGGCCCUAUCAAGAGCCAAAUACCCGACUCCCCCAGUGAAACCUCCAAGCCUGGGCUCGGCAAGGGCCUCACCAAAUUUGCACAACUGGUCAAGCCAGGUAGCAUAGAGAAAAGCGACCCCAGACGGCCGCUGGCAAAAUCUCCAAAAUCUCCAAAAUCCCCGGUGUCCGGAGCACCUGCUCCUCGUCUGCCUCCCAGACCUACCAAUAGACCUACAAAAGGAACGGCUUCCGUAAAGGAAGCCACUGCCCGAGAGGUUUCUGCCAGACCUGACCUCAAGAAGAGACGAACCGAACCUCCAGACUAUCGACCCGCGACCCCAGCACCAAAUCGAGGGUUGCGAAGGUCACAUUUUCCCAACUCGCCUCAAAGACCACAGCCCCAGUCACAAAAGCAACAUGGCCCAUCUGAUGACAUUUCUCCAAGAGCCACACGCGGAGGUCACUUCACUCUGAAACGCAGCGGCCAAGAGUCACUGCUUACUCAAACAGACGCUUUCAUGACCCGCCGUGGUGCUGACCUUCGUCCUGGGUCUCCUGCCACGACCCAGACUCAUGUUCGCAGUAGUAGCUCGAUGUCUAUUACAAGAUCAGAAGCAGAUGGAAGGCAAUCAGCAAACGACGGUCGGCCCGGAUCCUCAGCUCUACAUUGUAGAUCUCACUCCUAUACCCCAAGCAUAUACUCGAUGGCAACUGCGGGAUCCGAGACAUCGCUUUUGCUUGCUCAUCGGCCUCGCAAGAGUGCCUAUGGAGAUACAGACACCAUCCAGGCUCUGAACCGAGAUGGCAUCGUCCCAGGGAUUUUCCCGGAGAGGCAUUUUGUGCAGAAUAUCAGGCGGUUUUGUCGGUUCUCAUCUGCUUCAUAUGGUUCGAACGCACUCAAGGUCAUGGGUGUCCCAAGAGACCCAAAAAGCCUGCCUAAUACCACAUCCGACGGCCACGUUCACAGUGCCUUCACAGAGAACGCCGGUCUUCCACCGUCUACCAUCCUCCUCUCGUCCUUCGUGGAUCCAGCAGGCGGUUCGAAUGCUGCCGGCGAGACAGACACAGGCUUUCCGCUCGUCCACUAUCUCUCUAUAGACCAUGACUCUAAAGCCAUUGUCCUCACCCUUCGCGGGACCUGGGGGUUUGAAGAUAUCCUCACGGACAUGACCUGCGACUACGACGAUCUAGAAUGGCAAGGCAAAAGCUGGAAGGUGCACAAAGGCAUGCAUGCCUCCGCGAAGCGUCUUCUAGAAGGAGGCGGCGGUCGCGUAAUGAUCACUCUGCGAGCUGCUCUCGAAGAGUUCGAAGACUACGGUAUCGUCCUCUGCGGUCAUUCUCUCGGCGGCGGUGUCGCAGCCCUCCUAGCAACGAUGAUCUCAGAGCCCAAUCCCAUCCAGACAGGCACCUCCUUCAUAACAUCCUCAUAUCGUCCUCGUCUGCCAGUUUCCACCUCAGACAACACUGUGCCUACCUACACGCUCCCACCAAACCGUCCCAUCCAUGUCUACGCCUACGGUCCACCAGCCGUCAUGUCGCCCUUCCUCCGCGUCGCCACCCGAGGCCUCAUCACAACCAUCGUCAACGGCUCGGACAUAGUCCCCAGCCUCUCACUUGGAAUUCUCCAUGAUAUGCACACGGCCUCACUCUCAUUCAAAGACGACACAGGCGCCAAAUCACACAUCCGCCAGCGUCUGCGCGACUCACUGCGCCAGAGCAUCAUUCAUAAAUUCUACGUCAAUCAGCCACCACUGGUCGUGAAUGCCGGCGAUGGCGUCGGCGAGGACGCCUGGGCAUGGAAAACGCUGAACUUGCUACGUGACGAGAUGCGCGCACCAAAACUCAUGCCUCCGGGUGAGGUUUUUGUCGUUGAGACCAUGCGUGUUUUGCAAAGAGAUGCUUUUACGUUGCCUGAUCUUGAUGGGGGUCGGCUUGGCAGACCGGCGACUCGGGUUCAGUUGAGAUUUGUGAGAGAUGUUGAUACUUACUUUGGGGAGUUGCGUUUCGCCAGUGGGAUGUUGAGUGAUCAUAAUCCGGCCAGGUAUGAAACUAGCCUGGCUGCGUUGGUGAGAGGUGUUUUGGAUGAGUAG
Molecule: messenger RNA, 3336 nt
Organism: Penicillium olsonii
Lineage: Eukaryota; Fungi; Ascomycota; Eurotiomycetes; Eurotiales; Aspergillaceae
Source: the annotation of a GenBank genome assembly